GCCCACGCCGUUUGGAAGCCUCUCGCAUGUGUUCGUUUCCUCAAAAGAGAAAGUUUUAACUGUAAAAUUAACACAGCUUUUAACGCGGAACAUGUCGAGUCCAGUGCUACGACUGCGUCAGGAACACAAGCAUCAGGUCAUCAUGACCAUAAUAAGUCUAAUGCAUAUGAUUGUUUAUUUUAAUUCAUAUCUAUUAUCUUAUUAUUUCUAGAGAGGAAGGACGAGGGUGAAGAGGAGAAACCAUUAGGAAGAGCUAGUCCUGAUCUACACCGUCCAAAUUCUCCCGAACCUCCAGGCAGUUCAUUGUGUUUGUGUGACUGAUUUUAACUGAUUAUAUGACUUCUUCGUCUCUAAUGUCAAUAAUUCUCAAGUGGGGAGCCAUGAGGGAGAAGAGAAGCACCCAUCAGGAAGACGAAGUUCUAUAGGGGAACAUCCAAGCAUGUCUGAAGUGGGGAAGGAUGAGCGCUCAGAGCAACAACCGUCAGGAAGACACAGUCCAAGACAAGCACCACAUCUGUGUAGAACCUUCAGCAUAAGCAGUUCUGACAGGAGGAUCGUGCUGUUGGGGAAAACUGGAGCUGGCAAGAGUGCAACAGGAAACACCAUCCUGGGAAAGAACCAUUUCCAAUCUGACUUCAGUUUUAAAUCUGUCACCAAGAAGAGUGAAGUUUGUCAGGGUCGUGUUGCAGACAGUAAUGUGCGUGUGAUCGAUACUCCAGGUCUCUUUGACACAUCUGCUGAUCCUGAUGAUAUAGCUGAAGAGCUAGGGAGGAGUAUCUAUUUGUCUGGUCCAGGACCUCAUGCUUUCCUCAUUGUUCUGCCUGUGAAUAUGAGGUUUACAAAUCAGGAAAUUAUUGAGCAAAUUCAAAUGAUAUUUGGAGAGGAAGUGAGGAAAUAUACAAUGGUUCUCUUUACCCAUGGAGACCUGUUAGAUGAAGAGAAUAAGACUGUAGAGGAACUCAUUAAAAAGAACGAGGCUUUAAGUAAUCUUGUCCAGCAGUGUGGAGGUGGAUAUCAUGUCUUUAAUAAUAAAGACCUGAGAAACAGAGAGCAGGCCAGUGAGCUACUGCAGAAGAUAGACAGAAUGGUGGAGAAGAACGGAGGAACCUGGUACUCCAAUGAGAUGUUUGAGGAAGCAGCAAGACUCAGACAGGAGGAGGAGGAGAGGGUGAGGAGAGAUGAAGUAGAAAGAAAACAAAGAGAGGAAGAAGAAAGACAGAAAGAAAUAGAGAAUAUAAAGAGAGAGACAAGAGUAAGACAGGAAAUGAGAGAUCUAAAAGUCCAGAAAGAUUCAUAUGCAGAGGGGAGAAUUGGUCAAGGCAAUAAAGAGAAAAUGAAGGGUAGUUUUAUGGAAAAGUACUGGAAGCAUAUUCUUGCAGGUUCAGUUCUCUGUAGUCCUAUAGGGAUAUUUGCCGAUGGUGUAUCUGCUGCUGCUGCUGGUGGCGGUGGUAGUGGUGCUGCAGCUGCUUCUGCUGCUGUUCGUGGUGCUGCUGCUCCUGUUGCUGCUGCUGCUGUUGGUGAUGCUGCUGCUCCUGUUGGUGCUGCUGCUGCUGUUGGUGGUGGUGCUGCUGUUCGUGCUGUUGUUGCUGCUGCUGUUGGUGGCGCUAUCACUGCUGGUGUUUGUUAUUUGUAUGAUUCUAGAAAAAAAAAGAAUGUAAAAAAAGAGUCAUGAUUUGAAUGUACCCUACAAUUUCAUAAUCCACCUUAAGCACGUAUUGAACCAUUUAUUAACUGAAAUCAGAUGAUUUAAUGUAAUAGAUGUCUUUGGGGUUGCUUAUCUGAACUUUUGUAUAUCUCUUAUUAAGUCAGAUUUCAUAUAUUUCAUAUUUUAUUUUCUCCAGAGGUACUGAAUUCUACAAAUCCUGAUUAAUUCACCAAUUACCUGUAAAGUAUAAAUCCUGUUUACCUGUAAUGAAAUUUGUUAAAGGGAAUAUUGUAUAAUAAUAAUAAUAGUUUUUUGCAUUCGUGUUUAAAAUCUAGUGACUAGAUGUGUUGAUGUAUUCUACAUUACAUUUACAGUUCCGUUUAUUCCACUGAGCAUUAGCAGGAUUAUGGCCAGUGUUCAGUAUAAAUGUGUUAAUUCAUACAUUUAUUAACUUUUUUAUUAUAUGAAGAUUCUGUGUAAGUAUAAAAUAAAGCAAUAAUAAAAUAUUAUUGUUAGGAGUAGUACUAUAACUCAUAUACAAAUAA
This is a messenger RNA of Ictalurus punctatus (channel catfish), 2190 nucleotides long. Its product is annotated as GTPase IMAP family member 9. The record is from RefSeq and is a predicted model, not a curated record. Lineage: Eukaryota; Metazoa; Chordata; Actinopteri; Siluriformes; Ictaluridae. Bases 440 to 1672 code for a protein of 410 amino acids. The transcript is spliced from 5 exons. Gene Ontology annotation, molecular function: GTP binding.